Molecule: messenger RNA, 490 nt
Organism: Mytilus californianus (California mussel)
Lineage: Eukaryota; Metazoa; Mollusca; Bivalvia; Mytilida; Mytilidae
Exons: 3
Coding region: 26-490 (154 amino acids)
Source: RefSeq, a predicted model, not a curated record
UCCUGGUCUUCUUGCAUACAACAAAAUGCACUUCAACAUGAAAUGUUUCUUCUAUUUCCUGACAUUUAUAUUGAAUACAUACAUAGUUUUAGCCGAAGAUAUAAGACUUCUAGUAGCAGCAUGGGACAGAGUAAUGUUAAUGGACGCUAAUGGAACAACCUUAGAAAUUAUUGUAAAAACUGACAAUUACGACAUACAAAGUGUUGCCUUCCACGAAACAAAGAACUACAUAUAUUGGUCAAGUUGGUCUGGUAACAUAACCAGGCUGAAAUAUCCAUCCAUUGAUAAUGACACAGAAGUUAUUUUUCAUCAAGAAGCAGGAUCUUGUUCAUCUAGCAUUGCAGUUGAUUCUAUCAACGAUUAUUUAUACUGGUCAAACUGUAGUGAUUUAGUGAGAUCGAACCUUGACGGAUUAGAUAUAACACCCAUUCUUAAUUUUAGUACAAAUGGUUCUGUAGGAAUCUUAGAAGUAGAUUCGAGAAACGGGUAA